AUUUGAUUAUUUUUUCGUUACACCGGCAUUUGGUCCGAUUGACACAAAAAUAGUUCAUGAAAGUCGCAAUUUGUAUCAAAUAUUUGUUUUAAUAUUCUUUAAAAAGGUUAACUCUUCCAAUAUCAAAUAACAGUUUACGACAAUUUUAUUACAAUAUUCCGAUAAUUGAUUUUUUUCACCUGCCUUGAUCCGGAACUAACCAAGAUUCGGAUUAACCCAAACAACUACAGUGGCCCUGCAGUGCUGCGUGUAUGAGGUGGUUUGUUUGCGCAGAAAAUAGCAGGGAAUGAGCCCUUAUCUAGGAUGUACCCGGGGUGCAGGGGCAUUUGGCAGGGAAUUUACCAGCAGUUAAAAAUGUUCCUGCAGGGCCGAGAUUUUACCUGAGAUUGGCUGGACCGAUAGUCAAAGUCCCCGCUAUUCCCUGGACCUGGGGAGGGGCAUGGUUACAAAUUAUUGACUGGUGCCUAAAGGUUGACAUGUUAAGGCCCUCGUACAGACAAUGGUGUUUGAUAAAGAUUAAACGUAAAUAAAGGUCCUCGCGAUGAGUGGCGGAAUUGCACCAAGCAAGAGCACUGUCUACAUCUCCAACUUUGCAUUUUCACUCACCAACAAUGACUUACAUAAGAUAUUUGAAAAAUAUGGCAAAGUUGUGAAGGUGACGAUUGUGAAGGACCAGGUCACCCGGAAAAGCAAGGGUGUGGCAUUUGUGCUGUUCCUUGAGCGGGACUCUGCCUACCAGGCUGUCCGGGCCCUCAACAACACACAGCUUUUUGGCAGGACGAUCAAAUGUAUCAUAGCAAAGGACAAUGGACGAGCUACAGAGUUUAUACGAAAGAAAACCUACCCUGAUAAGAGUCGCUGCUACGAAUGUGGGGACGAGGGUCACAUGAGCUACAAAUGUCCGCGUAACAUCCUUGGAGAGAGAGAGCCACCCCCCAAGAAAACCAAGAAAGACAAAAAACGGGAACGGGAAGAACGAGGGGAAAACUUUGUAGACUUGUCUGGUGAGUCUGGUUCAGAGGAGGAGGGAGAGGACCCUAAACAGGACAGCCUGGCUGCUGCCAUACAGUUCCAGCAGCAGAAAUUGUCUGAAGAACAAGUGGGUCAGGGGUCGAGCCGUGUCUUGGUGAGCGCAGAGGACUUCAUGGAGCAGCCUCACAGGAAGAGGUUCAAGAAGGACGCAUACUUCAGUGAUGAAGAGGAAGUGGAUGAUGGGGCCACUGGCGAUACUUGAAACCUCACCUACUGGAGGAACGAAGUUGAACAUUGUACUCCUCUACAAAAGUGACACAAAGCUUGGAAAGCUGAAUACGGCCUGGAAGUUUUUCCAUUCUGUUUUUCCAUUCACAUGGAAUCAUCAUGGCUGUACAAUGUGAUGUUGACGUUGAAAUGUUGGGUUCACUGUUGUGUUAAAGACCUUGUUUUUGUGUUGGUGGAUACAAGGCAUGUGACAUGUGUGUUGACGUAUAAGAAACCAUGGGAAGUGCAAUAGGGGAAUUAAGGAAUAGCACAAGUGAUUGGCCCUGUAUCACAAAGAUUCCAAAACUUCAGGAGUGCAAAGAUUAACACAAUCUGUAUUACAUUUUGAAAUGAUUUUAGCUGAUUUUGAGAUUGUAAAUGUUUGUUGAAUAAUUUGAAAACAAUAUAGUAGCUUGAGGCUCUUACUGACGUCCUUAUCAUCUGUUAUAAAGGACUUAUAAUGAAAUGUUUUAUGUGAGUCAUUGGAAAGAAUGGACAGAAUUUACUUACUAUACUAUUCAGCUGUAAAACUCUGGGCCCAAUUUCUCGAAACAUCUUAAGUUAACCAGACUUAAGUAGCUUAUUUCAAUUAGCCAAAAUAAUACUUAAAUUGAAUUUUGAUAAUUGAAAAAUGGUUAAUUGUGAUUAUCAUGAAGAUAAUUCAUAUCUUAAGUAUGAAAACUCUUAAAGAAGUAAAUAUUAUGCCAAUUAUUGAAAAACAAAAAUAAUGAGCUUAGCUUAAUUCUGUUAUAAGGGACUUAGAAGUUUUGAGAAAUUGGGGCCUGUUGUUUAACAAAUGGCAAAUAAUGGAAUAUUAAUAUGUUAUGAUUAGGAUUGAGAUUGAUAUAAUUGAAACUCUUAUUAAAGUAAAAUGUCAGUCCUUAACACAUUAACUUUAAGGAUUUUACAAUAUCAGUGUAAACAAUAAUUGUGUUUAAUACAUUAUUAAUUCAAUAGUCAUAGUUUUAUAAACAUGACUUUAAAUUUCUAAGUAAACGACAUCAUUGGAAGUAUUACAUUCCUUUCAUUUUAUCUUCAAAAUAUUUUAUUGCUUGGUGUCAAACACAAUUUAGGAUGAGGUUUCCUUUAGCAGUGUGUUCUAUAUGAAGUUCAGGGGCCAUAUAAAGAAAAAUAUAAAUCAGUUUUAAAAUAUACAUGUAGUCAAAUUUAGUGGUUAAUUGUUACAUUUCUGAAAAAUCUUUAAAAUGUUCGCUGUUAAGGAAAUUGUUGAAUUAAAGGUAAAAGGUACGCUUUCAAUCUUACAUGUAAAAUUCUUCUAUAAUAUGGGCCCUGGUCAAGUUCCAGCAGGAGUCAAUGUCGGGUCAAAAAGCAGGUGACUAGGUCAAAUAUUGGAAACACUUCAGCCCUAUUAAGUCUAAACUUUUUAUUAUUUUAAACAUUGAUUACCAUUAGAAACACCUUGGUUUCUACUUCAAUUGACUUUUAAGAAGCUAUCUGCAUAUCUGUACAACUUACCUUGCCCAUAUUUUUAAAUUGCAAUUUUUGCUUCAAAAAUCUUAAUUAUAAGGGAGUUAACUCUUGUACCUCUAAUACCUUUCAUUCUUUUUCGGUAAUUCUACGCUUGAUUACCUGUAUUUGGCGCUCACAUUCAUUGUUAAAAUUUAAGUCGCGGGGACGGUCGUCUAUUUUUUUUAUAUAUGUGUGAUUUGGAUGCUAUUGGUCUGUAUGUGUGAAAUAAUUAUGCAGCCUUUUUUCGGCCAAAUAAAAUAUGUUUUCAUA
This is a messenger RNA of Mya arenaria, 2979 nucleotides long. Its product is annotated as zinc finger CCHC-type and RNA-binding motif-containing protein 1-like. The transcript is spliced from 8 exons. Gene Ontology annotation, cellular component: U12-type spliceosomal complex. Lineage: Eukaryota; Metazoa; Mollusca; Bivalvia; Myida; Myidae. Gene Ontology annotation, molecular function: zinc ion binding; RNA binding. Bases 542 to 1234 code for a protein of 230 amino acids. Gene Ontology annotation, biological process: mRNA splicing, via spliceosome. The record is from RefSeq and is a predicted model, not a curated record.